Messenger RNA from Pelodiscus sinensis (Chinese soft-shelled turtle), 3149 nucleotides. RefSeq names its product alpha-1,3-mannosyl-glycoprotein 4-beta-N-acetylglucosaminyltransferase B (gene MGAT4B). NCBI's taxonomy places the organism in Eukaryota, Metazoa, Chordata, Testudines, Trionychidae. Gene Ontology annotation, molecular function: acetylglucosaminyltransferase activity. Gene Ontology annotation, cellular component: Golgi stack; endoplasmic reticulum-Golgi intermediate compartment; endoplasmic reticulum. The record is from RefSeq and is a predicted model, not a curated record. Gene Ontology annotation, biological process: protein N-linked glycosylation.
UUGUUGCUAGCAGGGAUGAGCCACGAGGAGGCUAUACAGUAUUUUUUUUCUAUGACAGUGUUGCCUGCUACUACCAGUACUCCAGGUGAGGUGGUGGAUAUCUAUCAGCGAGAGUUCCUGGCGCUCAGAGACCGUCUGCACGCUGCCGAACAGGAGAGUCUAAAGCGCUCCAAGGAGUUGAACCUGGUCCUGGACGAGAUAAAGAGAGCGAUCUCGGAGAAGCAGGCCCUACGGGACGUAAACCGGACAUGGAGCAGCUUAUCUGAUGAAACCAGAUUAAAACUGUGGAAUAUCACCAACAAGAAUGUGCUGCAUCUUCCCACCAUCUUCCAUCAUUUGCCACACUUGCUGUCCAAGGAGAACAGUCUACAACCAGCUGUGCAUGUGGGACAGGGACGCACUGGAGUCUCCAUAGUGAUGGGAAUCCCCAGCGUGAAGCGGGAGGUGCAUUCGUACCUUGCGGACACCCUGAAUUCCCUGAUCUCCGAGCUCACUCAACAGGAAAAGGAGGACACUGUGAUUGUUGUUCUGAUCGCUGAGACGGAUGAACAGUACGCAACUGGAGUGGCAGAAAAUCUCAAAAACUUGUUCCCCAAGGAAAUACAGUCUGGUCUCCUGGAAGUCAUUUCUCCCUCUCCACAUUUCUAUCCAGACUUCUCUCGCCUCCGGGAAUCUUUUGGCGAUCCCAAGGAAAGAGUCAGGUGGAGAACAAAACAGAACCUAGAUUAUUGCUUUUUAAUGAUGUAUGCCCAGUCCAAAGGCAUUUACUACGUGCAGCUGGAGGAUGACAUUGUGGCCAAGCCAAACUAUCUCAGCACAAUGAAGAACUUUGCUUUCUCUCAGCUUGGGUUUAUUGGAAAGAUGUUCAAGUCGCUGGAUCUCAGCUUGAUUGUGGAGUUUAUACUUAUGUUUUACAAGGACAAGCCCAUUGACUGGCUCCUAGAUCAUAUCCUUUGGGUGAAAGUCUGCAAUCCGGAAAAAGAUGCAAAACAUUGUGACCGGCAGAAGGCGAACCUGAGGAUCCGCUUCAAGCCCUCUCUCUUCCAGCACGUGGGAACCCACUCCUCCUUGGCUGGGAAGAUACAGAAAUUGAAAGACAAAGACUUUGGCAAGCAGGCCCUGCGAAAAGAGCACGUCAACCCUCCGGCAGAGGUGAGCACCAGCCUGAAAACCUACCAACACUUUACCCUGGAGAAAGCCUACCUGAGAGAGGACUUCUUCUGGGCAUUCACCCCCAUGGCAGGAGACUUCAUCCGAUUCAGAUUCUUUAAACCCCUCCGCAUCGAAAGAUUCUUCUUCCGCAGUGGCAACAUUGAACACCCAGAAGACAAACUGUUCAAUACGACCGUGGAGGUUUUGCCCUUCGACAGUCUCCAGUCAGAUAAGGAAGCCCUGCAGGAGGGAAGAGGGACAGCGUUCAAGUUCCACAGGACAUCAGAUGGCUACAUACAGAUAGGCUCCUUUUCUAAGGGUGUUGCAGAAGGAGAAGUGGACCCUUCAUUUGGGCCUCUGGAAGCCAUCCGACUGGUCAUCCAGACUGAUUCUCCAGUGUGGAUCAUCUUGAGUGAGAUUUUUCUGAAAAAAGCAGAAUGAAAUUCCCAGGACGAAGGGUUGGAUGCACGCAGCAGUUGCUCUUCCCUGACUCAUCCUCUCCCUUCUCUUCCCGUCCCCCAGUCUGCCAACGGUGCAAACGUGUUGCAUGCACAGCACCACCACCUGCUCCACGCCAGGAAGAAAAACCAAUGUGGUCAACAUGCACACAUCCUGGCAAGCUCUGCAACAGACGACAGGGAGGGAAACCACCUCCACAUGUGGGUGCUGGCCAGAAUAGCACUAGUGCCUGCAAAGGCACAUCUUGACUGCAGCUGAAUUUGCAGGGGCAGGGCAGUUACACUGUCUGCUCUUGCUGUAUAGAGACCAAGGGAAAAUAAUCCCAAUGGAUUUGGUUUUGUUCCCCGGGGCGAGGACCAUACUUUUUUAUCCUUGCAGGGGUAUGGCUCCUGGGCUAGAGCAGUGGGAUCACACGAAUGCACAGUGCAGUUUGGCACACUGACUGAAGGAUCUAACGAGCAGGCAGGCAAACAUAUCUUCAGCCCAGGAAAGGGCAGACCUGGGUGGGGGAGCCUAGUAGUCCUACUGCCGAGCAGUGUAGGGGAGUGAGCCUUGGCAGUGUGCGCAGGGGGAGUGAGUUCUCACUAACUGUAAAGCUGGGGUGAGGUGUAUUGCGGGAAACCGCCAGAGCCUAAAUUGCUACAGUUCCCCUUGCCCCCGCAAAAGGCAGUUCUCCCAGGACCACCGCUGAAGAUUAAGUGAGCAGGAAGAUGGAGCGCCCCUCGUGGUCCAGGAGGGAUCGUGGUUCUAGCAGAGGGGAUUGCGUAUAGCGGUAUGGCAGGGAAAAUAAUAAACCACACUGUGCCUGCCAGGGUUGUACACGGCCCCUGAAUUAAACUUACGCUGAAGGCUUCUGUGUCUUCAUGCCUUGAGAUUUUGAGUGCAAAAUCCAUCUUUGUAAUAACUAUUUCAGUUACUGGUUGAUGUGAAUUUUGGAGAUAGUAGCCCUGUUCUAAAAUGGUAGGGAUUAGUGUAAUUUUUCAGAGGUUUUCUGAAAUCCCAAUGUCUCUUCAGCUAUACACUGGAAUGCAUUAUACUACUUUAAUGUGCUGUAUUUUUUAUUAUUGGAUACAUUUGAUUUUUCAAGUACAUCUCUAUAUAAAUAUAUAUUAAAAUGUGCACUGUAAUAAAGUUUAAUUAAAUUUAAAACCCGGGCCUGUGUCUGCACUCGAGCUUCCACUUUCCACCAAGAGGCGCUUCAUAUUUCACUUGCCGUUUGUACACAUUUGCUCAGCAAUGCAAGCAUUGAAGGGGGUUACACAUUAGCCAAGGCAGCAUUACGUGUGGCUGUGGUGCCAGUCCCAGAGGCCCUGCGACUGCAGGCAGGAUACUGGAGUAGCCUAAGGGAAUGGCCUGUAUUCCAGCUCUGCCUAGAUUAGGAAAAGAAAUACUUGCUCAACUCGCUCCUUCAUUGUAAUAUGUAACAUGUUUUUUCCUACUACUGCCAAGGGACCUGGGGCCUGAAAACAUCCGCAGUAGCCUUGAAUCCAAGUACAAGGACUUACAUUGGUUUAAUAAAGGAAUUAAGUUUCUGCUGA